AUGAUUGUUGAUGACAUCCAUGAUGAUGAUAAAAAAAUAUUACAAAACAACAGUGAUAAUCCAAAUAAACAAUCAACUGAUAUUGUUGGACAUGACAAUUCACUUGUUAAUUUAACACUUCAAUCAUAUAAUGAUCUACAUUUCAAUGAUAAUAAUUUGAGACGCUCUGAACGAAUUAAAAUAAAAACUUUAUCUAUAAAUGAAAAUAAAAACCAUAAUGUAAUUGAUUUAAGUAGUAAUACGAAUAUUAUAAUGGAUACAAAUGUAACUAAAUUAGACAGUGCAAUAUGUAAACAUUAG
Molecule: messenger RNA, 300 nt
Organism: Rotaria socialis
Lineage: Eukaryota; Metazoa; Rotifera; Eurotatoria; Philodinida; Philodinidae
Source: the annotation of a GenBank genome assembly